AUCCUUAACAAGCAGUCAGACAGAGUUGUCAUGCUUUCGCUGCUCUCCUGACAACACUCCUAAAAGGGCUUGUGUCACCAUCCGUAGGUGCGGGACACCUCUGUCGAUCCUGGUUUGGGACGAUGAAAGCCAUUUGAUGUGUACCAAUUUGAUUUGGACCAAUCAGUUAGCUUACUUGUAAUGUUGUUGCAGUGCACGAUGCGUUGGCCUGGUACUCUAUAGCUACUUACUGUGGUGUAUGGCAAGAAGACAGUUAACGUGAACUGUCUAGCUUUAGGUAGCUGUCGCUAGCACAUUAUUAUAGCUUGCUAUCUAGCUCACUGUUCAGUAAGUAACAUAGUAACAUUUUUUCCAACGGUUUAGUAUAUUAGCUUUUACUUUGUGCAGGAGGGGACCACAUGUGUAGAGCUGUGUGUUCUGUAACUUAAACUUUUAUAGUUAACAAGGACGUUUGUAUUACUGUCAGCUAACUUUACACUGACAUAUUGAACUGCAAAAUGUCAAGUACUUCCGAAUCAAAGCGUGUCGGUUCGGUGGUAUCAGACCCACAACAUGCCCGGAAGAUUAUGACGGCCCUGCGUUCCUUUCAGUUAGAGCAGUGUUUUCAAGACGCAGUUUUGGUAAUCGACGACGAAGAAAUUCCUGUUCAGAAAAACAUACUCGCAGCCGCCAGUCCAUACAUAAGGACCAAGCUGAACUACAAUCCACCUAAAGAAGAUGGCUCAGUGUACAGGAUUGAUCUUCAGGGAGUGUCUAGCCCCAUCAUGAAGCAGAUUCUGGAUUACAUUUUCACUGGGGAGGUCUCUCUGAGCGAGGAGACCAUCCAGGACAUGGUGCAGGCGGCCGACCUCCUGCUGCUGACCGACCUCAAGGCGCUGUGCUGCCAGUUCCUGGAGAGCUGCAUUGCGGCGGAGAAUUGCGUGGGCAUCCGCCUGUUUGCGCUGCACUACUGCCUGCACCAUGUGCACCAUGUGGCCACAGAGUACCUGCAGACCCACUUCCGCGACGUGGCGGCCAGCGAGGAGUUUAGCGAGCUGCCCCCAGAUCGCCUGUGUGAGCUGCUGUCUAUGGAGAAGCUCAACGUGGGCAACGAGAAGCAUGUGCUGGAGGCUGUGGUGCGCUGGCUGGCCCAUGACCUGCAGGACAGACGGGUCCACAUGAAGGAAGUGAUGUCGUCGGUGUGGGUGCAGGGGUUGGAUGCGGGGUACCUGCGUGAGCAGAUGCUGGCCGACCCCCUGAUGAGGGAGGUGAUUGGGGAGUGCUGCAGCAACGCACUGGCGGGGAAUAACCAGCAGGGGGAGGCGAUGCUCGCUGCCUUCAAGCCGCGGGGCUACUCCGAGUGCAUCGUCACUGUAGGAGGAGAGGACAGGGCAACGCGGAGGCCUCUGCCGGUGGUACGCUGCAUGUGCCCCCUGUACGACCCGAAUCGGCAGGUGUGGAUCGAUCUGGAGCCCAUGAGUGUAGGCCGCGUUGGGCACGGGGUGGUGGCAGCAGAGGGCUUCCUGUUUGCGGUGGGUGGGAUGGAUGACAACAAAGCAGUGCUGAGCAGUGGGGAGAAGUACGACCCGGAGCUCAACUGUUGGAGCCCCAUACCCCCUAUGACAAAGGCUCGUCAGCACUUCGGUAUAGUUGAACUUGAUGGGUUGGUGUAUGUGCUUGGCGGGGAGAGUGAGGAUUGUGAGCUCCUCUCCAGCGAGGUGUAUGACCCCCACUUCAAAACCUGGACCACACUCUCAGAUAUGACCAUGGUUCGAAAGAUUGGCUGCUACGCCACCAUGAAGAAGAAGAUCUAUGCCAUGGGUGGAGGCUCGUACGGCAAGCUGUACGAUUCAGUAGAGUGCUACGACCCCAAAAUGCAACAGUGGACUGCUCUCUGCCCCCUCAAAGAGAGAAGGUUUGGCUCUGUAGCCUGUGGCGUGGCACAGGAACUGUACGUCUUCGGAGGCGUGAGGAGUCGCGAUGCAGACAACCCAGAGUCCAGUACGAUGACCACCUGCAAAUCUGAGUUCUACCACGAUGAGCUGAAAAGGUGGAUGUAUCUGGACGAUCAGAAUCUCUGUGCCCAGACCAGUUCCUCCUUCGUGUAUGGAGCCGUUCCUAUCGGGGCCAGUAUCUACGUGGUGGGAGACCUGGACACUGGCACCACAUACGACUACGUGCGGGAGUUUCGUCGUAGCACGGGAACCUGGCAUCGCACCAAGGCCAUGGUGACCUCCGACCUCUGUAAGACGGGCUGUGCGCCCCUGCGCAUCGCCAACUGCAAGCUGUUCCGCCUGCAGCUCAAUCAGGGCCUGUUCCGGAUUCGCGUCCCCUAACAGGCAGUUCACCAUAGGAACGGGGGCACCCCCUUCCCACCUCUUACUCACUCACCCCCACCACCAGCACCGCCACCCCCGCCACCACUCUGCAUUUACAGCCUGUCUGGAAGCGAUGGAAGGAAAGUGUGGCAUUGCACUCGUGGGGGAAUUUUAAGAUCGGGAUAGAGAUUAGGAAUUUGAUUGGGAGUGGGAAUGUGAGUCCACGUGUGACCAGGGGGAUACCUAAAGGUUUUAUGAGUCGUAUUGCAACAUCGGUUAUCUUUAACGUGCUGGUUGGUAAUAGUUUUACUUGCUGAUUUUUAUUCUGGUAGGGGUUGGGUAUUUGCAUUCAAAAGAAACGGCUUGUUGCGUAAGCAGAGCAAUCCUUGGUUUGCCUUCUCUGCUAUAUUCAUGUUACACCAUGGUUCAUUGUGGGUUAUGGGUAUAAUUAUCAGUUGCUGUUGCAUGCUGACUUCUGAGAGGAUUAAAAAAAGGCUCUGGAAGAACAGAUCAUUUUGGGAAGAAACGUCACAAUUAUGUCACUCAUUCACAAUGAAAGUCAUUUAGAUCAAUUGUGGCUCAAACCAAGAUGGUCAUGUAUUUUUCAGAAAGGGAUAUGUAUGGGGUUAGGAUCAUUUUGUAACCAGCAAUGAUCACACAAAAAAGUUUUGGCACAUUGCAGUAUGCAAACAUGUAAACAUGUACAUGAGUACACACUCACACAUUUAAAGAAAAGGUGAAUGUACACAUUUGCAAAUGUAACACACGGAUAUUCAUAACUAAUUUGAAAUGUUGUAUGGAAGUUGUAUGGAAAACUUAACAUGUGAUCAUGCUAUAGUACACAUCACACUGUGAAAGCUGUUGUCUUAAUAUUUUGGGGGCUGUUUACGUUGUUUCCAAGCGUCCUGCACACAACAAGUCGGAAAUAGAUGCAGUUACUGGUUUCAAUCUUAACCCUGUGGAAGUAUUUUCUGGGUGACCCUUGAACUGGCUUUCCAGUCAGUGCGGCCGGGUUUGGCAUCUGGUGACCCCAUUUGUUCUAUGCGAGUUUCAGCUGCUGCUGUCCAUUCUAAUUGAAGGGACUCUCUCACACACACACAGACACAUAUACGCACAUGCUGCAAAGGCUUGUGUUGCACACACAACACACACACACACACACACCACAACUCGAGACAGUGGACAUGGAACCUACCCAAAGUACGUGCAUUCAUUUGUCGUACUGACAAAUGCCUUACAUGAUUAAGACUCCGAAUAACUUACUAACCUGACAGAACAAUGUAAGCAAUGUGACACACUACAAACUCAUUAUUAAUAAUCCAGGGAGCACUGACAAAGGCCUGAAAGUGAUGUCUGUUUUAGCCAGUUUUACCUCAGACAAUCACAAUCUUGUUUAGCCCCACUGCCCAUCCGAACCACUAGACCCACCAUCCCAGAGGCAUUUUUCUGCACAUCCACUUGAUGACCAUCAACAAUCUUGUCCUGUUUUGUUUCUGAGUUUACUGUAAACAUAUGGAGUGCGGUGAGCGGGACAGUUAGACCGUGGCAUUCACUAAAUACUGAAAUGUGUGACCAUCCGAUCAAAACACUCCGCAAAGCACCUUUUUGAUACUGUGGCUUAUGUGUCUCCCAGACUUAUUUGAGUUCCCACGUGGAAUUAAAAUAAUUUGGGAAUUUAAAAAUAAUAUUAAAUGGCAUAACAGCUUUGAA
Messenger RNA from Clupea harengus (Atlantic herring), 4007 nucleotides. RefSeq names its product gigaxonin (gene gan). Gene Ontology annotation, biological process: cytoskeleton organization. The transcript has 11 exons. NCBI's taxonomy places the organism in Eukaryota, Metazoa, Chordata, Actinopteri, Clupeiformes, Clupeidae. The coding region runs from base 498 to 2315 and encodes 605 amino acids. Gene Ontology annotation, molecular function: protein binding. The record is from RefSeq and is a predicted model, not a curated record.